Messenger RNA from Lodderomyces beijingensis, 990 nucleotides. The record is from the annotation of a GenBank genome assembly. NCBI's taxonomy places the organism in Eukaryota, Fungi, Ascomycota, Pichiomycetes, Serinales, Debaryomycetaceae.
AUGUCCGACAACCGCAGCAUACUCGUGAACCUCGUGUCCCAGCUCAAGGUGGGCAUGGACUUGUCCAAGGUGACGCUCCCCACGUUCAUCCUCGAGCCGAAGAGCAUGUUGGAGCGCAUCGCCAACCCGUUCCAGCUCCACCAAUUACUUGAAGAGGCCGCCCGCGAGCCCACGGCGGAGGCCCGGUUCCUCGCCUUGGUCAAGUGGUACCUCGCGUCGUGGCACAUCGCCCCCAAGGGGGUCAAGAAACCGCUCAACCCGGUGUUGGGCGAGUACUUCCGCUGCCGCUGGGGGGGGGCCUCCUACCUCGCGGAGCAGAUCCUGCACCACCCGCCAAAACUGGCAUACACUUACAUCGAUGAAGAGAAUGACAUUAGGGUCAGCGGGGUGGUGUGUCCCCAGAGUAGGUUCUUGGGCAACUCGUCGGCCGCUAUUAUGAAGGGGGAGUCGCGGAUAGAGAUCCGGGGGGAGGUGUACACCGCGACGCAGCCGAAUGUUUAUGCGCGGGGGAUCCUCUUUGGGAAGAUGCGGGUGGAAUUGGGCGACGGGGUAAGUUUGGCAGGGAACGGGUAUGAGUUGGUUUUGGAGUUCAAGACGAAGGGGUUUAUUAGUGGGGAGUAUGAUGUUGUGGUGGGGGUUGUUAAGUUUGGGGGAAAAGAGAUUUAUAAAGUUUCUGGGAAGUGGCUGGACAGGGUGCUGGUGACGAGGUUGGCCACGGGGGAGACGUCUGAGUUGUUCAGGGUGGCGGGGGUGACCCCGGAGGAAGGUAGGGUUCCCGAAGAUCAGGGGGCGAUGGAGUCACGGAGGCUCUGGGGGAGCACGAUUGAGGCGUUGGUGAGGGACGACCAGGAGGCCGCGACGAGGGAGAAGUCGAGGGUGGAGGAGCGGCAGAGGGAGGUGGCAAAAAGGAGGAGUGAGAGGGGCGAGGUGUUUGUGCCACACUUCUUUGACCUCGAGGGGGUGGCUCGAGGUGGAGUUAGUUACGAUUAG